Callorhinchus milii (elephant shark) is the source of this 1789-nucleotide messenger RNA. RefSeq names its product FTO alpha-ketoglutarate dependent dioxygenase (gene fto). The coding region runs from base 129 to 1667 and encodes 512 amino acids. The record is from RefSeq and is a predicted model, not a curated record. The transcript has 10 exons. Gene Ontology annotation, molecular function: ferrous iron binding; mRNA N6-methyladenosine dioxygenase activity; broad specificity oxidative DNA demethylase activity. NCBI's taxonomy places the organism in Eukaryota, Metazoa, Chordata, Chondrichthyes, Chimaeriformes, Callorhinchidae. Gene Ontology annotation, biological process: DNA alkylation repair; regulation of multicellular organism growth; RNA repair.
GAGAGGGAGGGGGAGAGGGCGAGGAGAGUGGGGGGGGGGGGGAAGCUUUAAGUCGCAAUGGAUGUUGGGAUGACAAUGGCGCCACUUUAAACCGAGGAGAAGCAGAGAAGUAGGACAGAAGGCCGGGGAUGAAAAGGUUCAAUAAAUACGAUAGAGCGAAGGAGAUAAAGAAGCAAAAGCUGCUGAAAGAAAUUCAGGACCGAAAGCUUCCAUAUCUAACACCCAAAGAUGUGCAGUUUGAAGAGCUGUCAAAGGCCAAAUAUUCCAAGUUAAACCUAAAACCAGCCAAAUGUGUGCCUCAGGAAGUUCAUCAAAAAGUCCAACAGGGCUUGACAACUCUGCGAGACUGUAAGUGCUUUGCACAAGAUCUUGUUCAAAUAAAAGGCAAAGAUGUACUUACCCCAGUGUCCAGAAUACUGAUAGGAGACCCAGGUUGUACAUAUCGUUAUUUGGACACACGACUGUUUGCAGUCCCUUGGUCAUCGGAUGGAGUUGAGGUCAAGUACAGUCGUGAUGAAAUCGGUAAAGCCUGCCAAGCUGUUAAAGAUCUGAAUGAAUAUUUGCAUGGGGAAGCGAUGAAGCUUUUGCUGGAUCGCUUUUCAUCUCAGGUUAAAGAGGAAGGAUCUAUGGGGAAGGCAACACCAAGCAAACCAGAGGAGCCCUCUGCAAGUGUGGUAGAUGAAACUCAUGACAAAAAUCGAGGUACCACAUUGCAAGACAGAACAUCUUUUAACGUGGUCUUGUUGAACUACAUGGAUCCUUCAAACAUGGUAUACCUAAAAGAAGAACCUUAUUUCGGAAUGGGAAAGAUGGCUGUGAGUUGGCAUCAUGAUGAGAACCUGAUGGCAAGGUCAACAGUUGCUGUGUACAACUACAGCUGUGAUGAUUUAAGACCUACCACAGCUGAAGGUAGCGGAAAGUCAGUGGAAGGCAGAGACCCAGCAUGUUGGCACAUUGGUCUGAAAAUAGCCUGGGACAUUGAGACACCAGGGUUGGCAUUGCCACUGCAUCCAGGCGACUGCUACUUUAUGCUUGACGAUCUUAAUAUGACCCAUCAACAUUGUGUUCUGUCUGGUCUGCAACCUCGCUUCAGCUGUACCCACCGAGUGGCAGAGUGUUCCAGUGGCACUCUGGGUUAUAUUCUUGGACGUUGUGAGGUAGCCAUGAAGAAUAUGCAGAAAGAUCCCGAAUCCGGCUCUUCCUGCCUGGUUUCACUGGAACCUGCUGUUGUGAAACGAACAGAAGAGAUUCACAAUGAGGUGGAGUUUGAGUGGUUACGACAGUUUUGGUUCCAAGGAAAGCGUUCGGCAAAGCAGACUGACUGGUGGUUUCAACCAAUGGCAACUCUGGAGAACUAUUGGCGAGUGAUGGAGCAAAUGACAAAGCUUUUGUUGCAUGAAAUCAAUAAGGAGGAAUGGCCUUCAGAAAAGCAGCGUGAAAUUCUAAGCUGUCUUCUCCCACUUGUUGAGGAGCGUCAAGUCCUGAGAAUGAGCUGGAUGGCAAGGUGUCAGUCCAGACUUGUUAAUAAUCUACCAAUUGAUGACCAGCCAGAAUGUCGCCCUCAUUGGCAAGAUGAAGACCCUGAUAUGCCCCUACCCUAUGACCUGCAAGAAACUAUCUCAUGUUUGAGGAAUCGUUUCAUGUCUGCAAGUAAACAGUGGAACUGACUCCCAAAUCUCUUCCCAUCGCCCCAGCUGGAAUGACCUGAUCUGACUUGAUCUCCCAACUCUGUGCCAGGUGGACAUCAUUCAUUUUAUAAUUUACCAUUAAAAGCUUGAUACAAAGUCAA